Messenger RNA from Orbilia oligospora ATCC 24927, 2511 nucleotides. RefSeq lists its product as uncharacterized. The coding region runs from base 1 to 2511 and encodes 836 amino acids. Gene Ontology annotation, molecular function: metal ion binding; RNA binding. The record is from RefSeq and is a predicted model, not a curated record. NCBI's taxonomy places the organism in Eukaryota, Fungi, Ascomycota, Orbiliomycetes, Orbiliales, Orbiliaceae. The transcript has 4 exons. Gene Ontology annotation, biological process: mRNA processing. Gene Ontology annotation, cellular component: nucleus.
AUGCCCUUGUUUGACGAUGGCGACAGCGCCCUGCUCAAGAAGUGGGUCGUCACCCGCCUAGAAAACAUAUCCGAUGCAGAUUCAGACGUCCUUGCCGAUUAUGUUCUCGCGCUCCUUAGGCAUGAGCAGAGUGAAGCUGAGGUCAGGCAGAUGUGCAUCGAUCAGCUCGAUGACUUCCUACGCGAGCGUGAGUUACUCUUUUUCUUCUUUUUAAAGCCCCUUCCAUCGCCUAAUCGACAACCAUUAUCUUCUAAGGUACCGUUUAUUGACUGGUCGCAUACUAUUUGUCUAGACACUACACCAUUCGUCGAUCAGCUAUUCGCUGCUUUACGUUCAAAAUCUUACCUCUCAGUGAACUCUACCCUACAUAGCGGUCUCCUAACCACUACCGUCCCACAUGCCGCACCGGUCUCGAUACCCCAGCCGACACCUAUCCAAGAUGACGCUGAUUCGGAGGACUCUUACACCCCCAAAAGUCCAGGCGUGCCUCCUCCCCAACCAGUCCAACAAAACACCAACCCAAAAAAGCGCGGCUACUACGACAGAGACGCUCCAGGCGCCGGUCAACAACAGACAGGGAGCCAUUAUACCAACUCUCGGAAUAAGAAUCCAAAGACACAAGGUAGAGGUGGCAACCGUAACGCCGGGAACGGCUCUUUCGACCCUUACAGCAAAUGGGCACGUGGGGGAGGUGACUUUGGGAGGAGCGGACAGCAGCAAGGACAACUGCCGCGCCAACAGGUUCCUCAAGCGGCAUUCCCAAUGAAUAUGAUGCCUGGCCCCGCUGGUGCAUUGGCGCUCCCUAACCCUCAGAUGCCAUUUGGGACGGACCCGAUGACCCAACUGUUAGCUGCGCAGGCGGUAGCAAGCCUGCAGGGCGGUUGGAACCCGCUAGCCAUGUUCCACCCGCCUCCAAAUAUGAUGUCUACCCCCGAACCCCGUCAAAAUAACCGGGGGAAGAGGGGCGUAUGCCAUAGUUUCGAGCAGAAAGGAUAUUGCAGAAGGGGCGACAGUUGUCCAUAUCUGCACGCUAGUCCGCUAGUCGUUCCUCCGCCUAUGACACCACAGGUGAAGGGUCAAGAUGAAGAUGAAUACGACCCUCAUACGCCCAUGCUUUCCCCUCAGGACCUCGAACGUCGGACCAGCGCCUCGUUCCCUCCAAAAACCACCCCACAACCACGUGGCGGUGGGGUGCAACGUGGUGGAAGAGGCGGCGCACGUGGUGGAAGGUCGGAAUUUUCGGCAUUCGGCCCCCCUAGGAAUGUUCACACGAAAACACUGGUGGUGGAGUCUAUACCUGAUGAUAAACUCGAUGAACAGGCCAUCCGUGGAUACUUCGCAGCAUUUGGGCCUAUAGAAUCUGUGGAGGUUAAGGCCGAGAAUAAACUUGCUAUUGUCAAAUUUGAGAAUCAGGAGGACGCAAAGAAAGCACAUAGUUCUCCCGAACCAAUCUUCAACAAUCGAUUUGUUAAGGUUUACUGGAUGAAAGGAGAAGGCGAUGGACAUCCGGCACCGCAACACCAGCAACAAAGCGAAGACCAACAAUUUCAACAAGAUGAGAUGGAGGUUGAUAUGGAGGAUUUCCAGCGGAAGCAGGAAGAAGCACAGAAGGCACAUGACGAACGAAUGGUGAAGAAGAAGGAAAUCGACGACCAAGCUAAGAAACUGGAGGAGAUGAAGGUAGAUUUAAUUCGGCGCCAGGAGGAAGAGAAGAAGAAACUCCUUGAAAAGCUAGCAAAGAAACAUGCUGCUAAAGGAGCUACGAACGGGGAUGCCGAGACCCUGGAUACAAGCAACAAGGAAUCUAAAGAAGCCCAACAGACAGCUGCUCUGAAGGCCCAACUUGAGGCAUUGGAAGCAGAGGCUACUUCACUAGGGAUUGAUCACUCGAAGUUGGAUGAGUCGCUGUCCGAAUUUCAUCAAUCGUCCUAUAGAGGUCGAGGUUCAUUUAGAGGCCGUGGUGGGUUUGGGGGAUACCCGACCCGUGGAGCAUAUCCAGCUAGGGGGAGAGGCGUCUAUGGUGCAUACCGUGGCACAGCUCCGUUCGCCAGAGGCCGAGGAGGUGCUCCGAUGGCCAAGAAAAUGACAUUAGAUAACCGGACUAAGACAGUUAUGGUUAACGGUGUGUCUGAAGCCAAUAUUGAGCCUUUGCAGCAUUUCUUGUUGGCCUGUGGAAGUCAAUAUACGAAGCUUGAUAAAAACCCUGAUGUCGAGGACUCUCACAUUAUCACAUUCAACACUCGCGGCGAUGCUGCCAGGUUUUUCCAUUCGAACCCUGACAUUCCCCAAGUCGGAAAAGUUUCUGUGUCCUGGGUGGAAAACCAUGCCAAUACCGGGAGUAACGGUCAGGGUCCGACAGGUGGCGCAGAGAAUGGUUACGAUUAUGGAGACUCCAUGGAUGCGGAGUCCGGUAUCCCCCAAACAGAGAAUGGGGGAGGAGAAGAGGCUGGGCUUGGUCAGUAUGAUGUGUACGAUAUGGCGGAUGAAGAUGACGAUAGUAGGUGGAAUUAA